AUGCCUUCUUCUUGGGUGUCGGGCGUGUUUUGCGCUCUGAGCAUCUUGGCCGGUGUGUCCGCCCUUUCAUAUGAUGAUUCGGUAUCCAAGUCGUCCCUCGAGAAACAAUUUUCUCAAGAGUUUCGAGAUGGCUAUAGUAUUCUAAAGCACUAUGGCGGUAAUGGACCCUACUCAGAGCGUCGGUCAUUUGGCAUUUCUCGCGAUCCGCCAGAGAGCUGUGCCGUUGAUCAAGUAAUUAUGAUCAAGCGCCACGGCGAGAGAUAUCCUUCACCAGCCCUCGGUGAAGGUAUUGAAGCCUCUCUUGCUAAGCUUUCCAAUGUGACGGAGCUCAAGGGGGAUCUCACUUUUGUCAAAGAUUGGAACUACUACGUCCCCAACAAGUGCUGGUAUAAUGCCGAGACUUUCAGCGGGCCUUACGCUGGCUUAUUGGAUGGUUACCAGCACGGUUCCGACUACCGUGAUCGCUAUGGCCACCUUCUGGAUGAGGAUAUUGUCGUGCCCUUCUGGAGUAGUGGCUAUGGCCGUGUUAUCAAUACUGCACGCAAGUUUGGCGAAGGCUUCUUCGGUUACAACUACUCGACAAAUGCGGCUCUAAACAUAAUUUCAGAGUCGGAGACAAUGGGUGCCAACAGUUUAACUCCUACUUGCGAUACCGAUGAUGAUUACACUACCUGUGACAAUCUCACCAAUGUUAUGCCACAGUUUAAGGUUGCUGCAGCUCGUCUGAAUACUCAGAACCCUGGUCUUGGGCUUGACGAGCUAGACAUUUAUUACCUGAUGUCCAUGGCUGCAUUUGAGCUGAAUGCUCGUGCCUUUUCGGAUUGGAUCAAUGUCUUUACCCAGGACGAGUGGGUGAGCUUUGGCUAUGUGCAGGACUUGGACUACUAUUACUGCGCCGGACCCGGCGACAAGAACAUGGCUGCGGUUGGGGCUGUCUAUGCCAAUGCUAGUCUGACUCUUCUGAACGAAGGUCCCAAGAAAGCCCAUCCUCUGUACUUCAACUUUGCCCAUGACACUAACAUUACUCCCAUUCUUGCCGCCUUGGGUAUCCUUGUUCCUGAUGAGGACUUGCCCCUUGACCGUAUUCCUUUUGGCAACCCCUACUCAACCGGAGACAUCGUGCCGCAGGGAGGCCAUCUCACCAUCGAGCGUCUUAGCUGCGAUGCCACCGCUCUUUCAGACGCUGGAACUUACGUUCGCCUGGUCCUCAACGAGGCAGUCGUUCCAUUCAAAAAAUGCACCUCCGGACCCGGUUACUCUUGCUCACUGAAGGAUUAUACCUCAAUCGUGUCAAAGAGCCUCCCCAGCUACACUUCCACCUGCAAGGUCCCUAAAUCUUAUCCUCAGUCACUUGACUUCUGGUGGAACUAUAACACCACCACGAAUCUGAACUACCGCACCAAGCCUGUUGGUUGCCAGGAAGGCGCGACCUUGGAUUAA
Penicillium macrosclerotiorum is the source of this 1440-nucleotide messenger RNA. Its product is annotated as histidine phosphatase family protein. The transcript has 4 exons. The record is from RefSeq and is a predicted model, not a curated record. Gene Ontology annotation, molecular function: acid phosphatase activity. Bases 1 to 1440 code for a protein of 479 amino acids. Lineage: Eukaryota; Fungi; Ascomycota; Eurotiomycetes; Eurotiales; Aspergillaceae. Gene Ontology annotation, cellular component: fungal-type cell wall.